AUGGAUGUUUCUGCGCCAGCCCGACCGAUCUCCCAUCAGCGACCUACGCAAGCUUAUUACGUUCCGCGAAGAUUACUGGAGAACGGACGUGGCCCGCAACCGACAACCACAAAUGCUGCUGAAAGCGAGAAAGAAUCUCGCGAACCUGUCAUGAAGCCGGUAACAGUGCCAGCUUCUAAGUCUCUGAAUAAGGAGACAACAACCAAUCGAGGAAAUAAAACUGAUAAGAGCGUGAAUAACAAUAUUACUCCGUCUAAUAAUAAUAAUACUGUGAAACAGUCGAAUAUUUCGAAAAAACCAAAUAUUUCUAAAGAUCAACAGCAGGGAGCAGACAAUCGCCGGAAGCCUAAAGUUAGUCCUUUGCGUGAUGAGUCCAGCAAGGAAAAUCGUCAGAAAAGCAAAAACUUGGCCACAGCUGCCGUUGCAACGAACAAGACCCAGCAGACUUCCAUUACCUCUAAACAACCUGCUACUCGACCAAAUGCUUUCUGUCCACAAGUUCUGGAAGCCGGAAAGACCCAAUGUAUUUGCAAGAGGCCUGAAAGCCAUAUCAUUUGCAAACGAUGCGGUUAUGAAGGCUUCGGACGUGUACAGGUUGUAUGCAUUCAACAUCCAAUGAAACUCAAUCUCAUGGAUCUACGUGAGUGUCCAGAAGCUCUAUGUCGAAGCAUUUUAAUUGUGGAAUUACAAACAUCAAACAUUUCAAAUUCCUAA
Messenger RNA from Auanema sp. JU1783, 714 nucleotides. The record is from the annotation of a GenBank genome assembly. NCBI's taxonomy places the organism in Eukaryota, Metazoa, Nematoda, Chromadorea, Rhabditida, Rhabditidae.